CCCAUUUCCAGUCAGAGACCUUGUUCCCUCCUACAUUUCGCAAGCCAGAGAAGAGGUCUUUGCAGGAUAAAUAGACAAACGCAGUCAUGAAACACCUGCAUCCAGGCAGACGGUGACUUCGGAUCCAUUCCCCACAUCCCGCUCUCACAGGCAGACAUGAGGGCAGAGAGAAUGUCCCGCCUCCUGGCUCUGGGGCUCUUGGUGGCUGGGAUCUGCAGUGUCCACUGCCUCCCAGAGAAUGUGGUGGUGAAGGACCUACACAGAAGGGUGGAUGUCCGCACAUUAGCCUCCAGCAACACCGACUUCGCCUUCAGCCUCUACAAGCAGUUGGCUUUGAAGAACCCCAAUAAGAAUGUCAUCUUCUCCCCGCUGAGUGUCUCCAUGGCCUUGGCCUUCCUGUCUCUGGGGGCCCGUGGCCCCACCCUGACAGAGAUCCUGGAAGGUCUCAAGUUCAACCUCACGGAGAUCCAGGAGACACAGAUCCACCAGGGCUUCCAGCACCUCCUGAAGGCGCUCAAUCGACCCAGCAACCAGCUGCAGCUGAGUGUGGGCAAUGCCAUGUUUGUGCAGGAUCAGCUGAAGCUGCUGGACAAGUUCAUAGAAGAUGCCCAUGUGCUGUACUCCUCUAAGGCCUUCUCGACCAACUUCGGGGAUCCUGAACGUGCCAGGAGGCUAAUAAAUGACUAUGUGAAGAAUAAAACCCAGGGGAAAAUUGAGGAGUUGUUCAAGUACCUUUCCCCAAGAACGGUGUUGGUCCUGGUGAACUACAUCUACUUUAAAGCCACGUGGAAGAUCCCCUUUGACCCCAAGCGCACUGAGCAGGCAGAGUUCCACGUGAGCAAGAACAAGACGGUGGAGGUGCCCAUGAUGACCCUUGACCUGCAAACCCCUUACUUCCGGGAUGAGGAGCUGGGCUGCACGCUGGUGGAGCUCAUGUACACCAGCAACGACAGCGCCCUCUUCAUCCUCCCCGACGAGGGCAAAAUGCAGCACCUGGAAGCCAAGCUAACCCCAGAGACGCUGACGAGGUGGCGAAACUCCCUGCAGCCCAGACGAAUACAUGAACUCUACCUGCCAAAAUUUUCCAUCAAAAGCAACUAUGAACUGAAUGACACCCUCUACAAAAUGGGCAUUAAGAAAAUAUUUGGCAAUGCUGACCUGUCAGGAAUCACAGGGACCAGGGACCUGGUAGUCUCUCAGGUGGUCCACGGCGCUGCGCUGGACGUGGACGAGGAGGGCACAGAAGGAGCUGCUGCCACGGGAAUCGCCAUAGAAAAACUGUCCUUUCAGAGAACCACUGUGCGUUUUGACAGGCCCUUUCUGAUUGCCAUAGCUCUCAAAGACACCCAGAGCAUCAUCUUUUUGGGGAAAGUCACCAACCCCAGUCAAGCCUAGAGCUCCGCUCUGAGUUGUGGGUGCCCUCCCUAAAGAGCAGGGUGCCCAGGGCCCUGGGUGCAGCCUGGCCCCUGGGCACUGAGGGUCCACCCUGCCUGUCCCCACCUGCUCACCUCUGGGAAGGUGACAGUGACGAUCCUGGGGGCUCUACAUGCACAGGGAGUCUGCGUCCUCUGGGUCACCUCCUGCUGUGAGGCUACACCCAUCAUGGGAACUUGGCUUAUAACCUUUCAAAUGUCAUGAUGGCUACUUCAUUAUGGCUAGAGUGAUUUUAAAUGAUAAAUCUAUUUAACAAUAUAAAUUAAUAGAACUUUUCACUUUAAUGCAGCAUGAACAGAAAAGUUAAUAUGUGCUCAGCAGAUAGAGUGUUUGCAAAACAUUCACUGUGGAGCAUCCACUUCAUCCUGAGGAUGCAUUACAGACUGGGUAACAAAGCACAGUCUCUCCCUCAAGGACUGUUUUGUUUUCAUGGAAAAAUUCAGACAUUACAUAAACAGAGAGGAUGAUAUAACGUCACGUACAUAUCAGCAGCUUCAGUCAUUAUCAACAUGGGGCCAAUAUAAUUAUUCCCUACGUCCUAACCCCUUUCCUCUUUUGGGUUUGUUUUGUAGCAAAUCUUACACAUCCUGUUAUUUUAAUUCCAAGAAUUUUUAAAAAUACUUAAAAUGGCAUAUCACACUUAAAAUAAACAUAAUUCUUUAAUAUUA
Messenger RNA from Bubalus bubalis (water buffalo), 2102 nucleotides. RefSeq names its product serpin A3-5. Gene Ontology annotation, biological process: negative regulation of endopeptidase activity. Lineage: Eukaryota; Metazoa; Chordata; Mammalia; Artiodactyla; Bovidae. The transcript has 5 exons. Bases 157 to 1395 code for a protein of 412 amino acids. Gene Ontology annotation, molecular function: serine-type endopeptidase inhibitor activity. The record is from RefSeq and is a predicted model, not a curated record.